AUGAAAAAGGGCGGAAAUAUCUUGUACGAAUUAUGUUAAGAAUAAAAAAUUGAAUCAGAUUGUUAAAUUAAUGAUAUUUUUGCAAAUUACAACUCUUCAAUUUUGAUAGUUUCUAAAACGCUGAAAAAUUAAGAGAUAGUCAUUCUUAACUUAUAUUAAUUCAAAGAAGGAUUGAUGAAAUAAUUCUAGAUAUAGUCUCAUUCCUAAACGGCCAUUUACCGUACACCUAAUUCAAAUAUGUUCAUUUCUUAACAUAUCUAUGAUUAUGAAAUAAUUUUAAGAAAUUAAUCUUAUGUAGCUUUGAACAGUUCCAAAUAUUUAAAUUAAAUGCAAUUUUAAAUCUAUCAGCUAGGCAAUGGUAAAACAUAAGUUAAUCUUGCAAAAAGGAAUCAUAUUAAGUUUUGUUAUUUUACAACUUAUUAUGAAAAUUUUUAAUUUGUCAUGAAUGAUUAAGAAGAUAUAUGUAUUUAUUCAUAUAAGAUAAAAAUUGUUAAGGAAUUAGCCUUUAGAAAUUACAUGAAAAAUGUUUCUAAAUCAGCAAUAGUCUUUAAUAAGAAGUAGAAAGGUGCAUGGGUAAAAUUUUAGAAAAUAGAAGAUAAUUAUUAUGUUUAAGCCAUGUUGUUCAAUCAAUCAACAUAAGAAUUAAUUUGUAGCUGCGUUGACGAAUAUUAAUCAAAAGGGUUUAUUAAUAUUUUCAAAUUGAAGAAUGGAUCAAACUGGUCCGUUACAAAAUAAUUAAAAAUUGUUCAUGGUUAGAAUUCUUUAUAUUUUCUAAAUCAGAAAACCCUGGCAGUAUUCUAUCACUUUGAUUACCAAUUAAACCUAUACCAACUUUAGGAGAAUGGUUGGUUUAAAAAGUUUAAAUGCAUAGAAGUUAUGGAAAUUGAUGAAUCAUUACAGGAUGAUAAAUAGCAAGGGGAUCAUUAAUCUCAAAAGGAUGAAAAUUCAGUAAAGGAUUUUUGCGCAGUUUAAUUAAGUCAAAAAUAAAAAGGAAACAUAAUCUUUUCUGAGUGCAUGCAAUUUCAUAUAGUUUAUAACAAUACUACUCUCAAUAUUAUUGAUAUCAAUGCUGAAGAGGAUUAAAUUUUACAAAAAAGGAUAGAAAUUGCUAAAACUAAUUCUUUUGGGUAUAGCUCAAUAACUUAAGAUGGGAAAUACUAUAUAAAUUUUAGUAAUGAUCAAAAGAAAUUAUAGAUUUAUAAGAUCGAUAUUAUAAAAAAAUGA
Paramecium octaurelia is the source of this 1224-nucleotide messenger RNA. The record is from the annotation of a GenBank genome assembly. NCBI's taxonomy places the organism in Eukaryota, Ciliophora, Oligohymenophorea, Peniculida, Parameciidae.